Arthroderma uncinatum is the source of this 783-nucleotide messenger RNA. RefSeq lists its product as uncharacterized. NCBI's taxonomy places the organism in Eukaryota, Fungi, Ascomycota, Eurotiomycetes, Onygenales, Arthrodermataceae. The record is from RefSeq and is a predicted model, not a curated record. Gene Ontology annotation, cellular component: cytoplasm. Gene Ontology annotation, molecular function: double-stranded RNA binding; tRNA binding; nucleotidyltransferase activity. Gene Ontology annotation, biological process: regulation of translational fidelity. The transcript has a single exon. Bases 1 to 783 code for a protein of 260 amino acids.
AUGGCUCCCCGUGUUAUUCCAGAGGCCGGCAGUGUGCCACACGUCUCUCGCGACGCGCAAGAGGCCUUCAGGACCCUUAAAUCUGGCGGAGUUAUCGUCGCGCCAACCGAUGUCGGCUACGCACUUAUAGCCAGUACGCAGGCUGGUAUUGACAAGAUUUUUACUGCAAAAGGCCGCCGUGAUGGCCAUAACAUCGGUAUCAUCGGGACCUACCAGCAACAUCGAGAGAUACAUGUUUUGCCAGAGUCCAAGUUCGAGUUGACCCGCGUCCUGACCGAGGAUAUGGGAAUGAUAGUCGGAAUCAUUGCGAAGUUCGAUACCCAGAACCUUCAUCCGCGUCUGGCAGCGCUGGAUGCUCCCACACUCUCUCAGGUUACAAAGGGAGAUACUGUUAGCAUCGCCGUUCCUGAAGGGCCCUUCUUGCGGGAGCUCGGCCGGCUUUGCGACGAAGAUACGCAGGGCAUGCUGAUGUUUGGAAGCUCAGCGAAUCUUACCGGACAGGGGCAGCGAUUUCGCAUUGAGGACAUUGAGCCAGCCCUGCUUGCACAUGUUGAUUUGGUGGUUGAUUACGGCCUGCAGAAGUGGCAUGUUUAUGGCCGUGGCGGCGUCAACUUUGAUGCUGAGAACAUGAAGGUCCUGCGGAUGGGGGCCGGAUAUGAAGUUUUCAGAGACAGGGUCUUAAGAUGGUUCCCUCACUUGCUGGGAGACUUGGGUGCCAGCCUUGAAAAGGACCCAGAGCACAGUAUCGAGGGUCCCUUGCCGGCAGAUCGAAUACUUCGUUGA